AUGCUUCAAGAAAUCAUCGGUCCCUUUCAGGCCGAUCAAUUCGAUGUUUUGAAAUCCAUCUGUGACCAUCUUCUUGAAGAUGACGGUGAUAGUUUCAGCGCAACAUAUGCUGCACCAUCUCCUGCAAACAUGUACUCAAGGAGUUCAAGCUUCGGCAAUCUAUUGCUGACGGAGAGUUGGAGCGAACUACCCCCAAAAGUCGACGACUCGGAGGACAUGUUGGUGUACAGCGCUCUGCGCGAUGCACUCAAUUCCGGGUGGACCAUCCCUUUGGCUUCGAAUCAAGAACUUGGUUUCGAAGUGAUGGCCAUUGAUGACAACAGCAAUGGUCUGGCUUUGAAUCAAGAACUUGAUUUCGAAGUGACGGCCAUUGAUUACGAUGCCAUUGAUCCAGUCACGGAGAAGAAACCGGAGAUGGUGGAGCAUGGGGUUCAAGGGCCGGUGGAGAAGACACAUUAUAGAGGAGUGAGGAGGAGACCGUGGGGAAAAUAUGCAGCGGAGAUAAGGGACCCCAAGAAGAACGGGGCAAGAAUGUGGCUCGGAACUUACAAGACCCCCCAGGAUGCGGCAUUGGCCUAUGACCGAGCCGCUUUUAAGAUGAAGGGGUCCAAGGCCAAGCUCAACUUCCCUCUUCUCAUCGGUUCAGCCGAGUACGAGCCUGUCAGGGUCAACCCCAAGCGUCGAUCUGCUGAGCCUAGGUCGCUGUCUACAUCCAUUGAUGACGGAUUGACGAAGAGGACGAAGAAGAGAAAGGGAGAGAUCAAUGUUGAUGCUGAGGUGGAUUUUGGAAAUCCAAUCCCUUUUCACAUAUUAGAAAUGGGUAUCUUGAGUGGAGACGAACAAUUCUGA
Eucalyptus grandis is the source of this 849-nucleotide messenger RNA. Its product is annotated as ethylene-responsive transcription factor 13-like. NCBI's taxonomy places the organism in Eukaryota, Viridiplantae, Streptophyta, Magnoliopsida, Myrtales, Myrtaceae. The record is from RefSeq and is a predicted model, not a curated record. The coding region runs from base 1 to 849 and encodes 282 amino acids. The transcript has a single exon. Gene Ontology annotation, biological process: ethylene-activated signaling pathway; regulation of DNA-templated transcription. Gene Ontology annotation, molecular function: DNA-binding transcription factor activity; DNA binding.